Molecule: messenger RNA, 1502 nt
Organism: Hibiscus syriacus
Lineage: Eukaryota; Viridiplantae; Streptophyta; Magnoliopsida; Malvales; Malvaceae
Product: transcription factor MYB61-like
Exons: 3
Coding region: 203-1348 (381 amino acids)
Biological process (GO): regulation of stomatal movement
Source: RefSeq, a predicted model, not a curated record
UAUUAAUUCAACUCCCUGCUCAGCUGCCACUUCAUUUUCGAGCCUCCUUGUAUCAAUAUCCUCUUUUUCGCUCUCUUUUUCUUACAAUUUUUCCUCUUACCAGAGUAUUCCAAAAACACUGUAAAUUCCUAGAAUUUCGCCAAGGAUUCAGCCACGUUGCUGUUUUCGAGACUUGGUCAUUAUAAUUUGGCGUGGUCUGAAAAUGGGGAGGCAGUCUUGCUGUUACAAGCAGAAGCUAAGGAAAGGCCUUUGGUCUCCCGAAGAAGAUGAGAAGCUCUUGAGGCAUAUUACUAAGUACGGCCAUGCUUGCUGGAGUUCUGUCCCUAAACAAGCUGGCCUGAAGAGGUGCGGAAAGAGUUGCAGAUUGAGGUGGAUUAAUUACUUAAGGCCCGAUUUAAAGAGAGGCACAUUCUCUCAAGAAGAAGAGAAUCUCAUAAUCGAACUUCAUGCAGUUUUGGGGAAUCGGUGGUCCCAAAUCUCCACACAUUUACCGGGAAGAACCGACAAUGAAAUUAAGAAUCUAUGGAACUCUUGCUUAAAGAAGAAGCUUCGGCAGAGAGGCUUUGUCCCUGUCACUCAUAAACAUCUCUCGGAGGUUGAAAAUGGAGAAGACAAGAGUGAACACACUAAUAGCCUGGAAAUGGCUUCAGGGGCAUCUACUCCCAAACCUGGAACAGCUUUAUAUGAACAAAGACUUGUUCAUCUGUUGGAGAUGGAAGGAUGUUCCAGCUCCAUGACGAUCAACUGUAUUAACAAUUUGAUGGCAUCUACUCCCAGCAAACACUUGUUUCUCGAUAGAUUCGCCAUCACGAGCACCGACAGCCAGUCUUCUAAUUUGGUGGGUCGUUUCCCGAUUCAACAAUUGAACCACGCAUCAUCGUCUAAUGCAAGGCUCUUGUCUUCUUUAAACCCUACUCCCUGGUUCACUCAAACCAGCAAAGCUUUCGAUAUCGAUUCCGAUCUUUCUUCGACUUCCAUGUCUACCCUUCUCCCACCAUUGACAAGCUCAUCGUUCCUCUCUUCCCCUAUGUGUUUCAAUCCUUCGAUGGCUUCGUUUACCGUAAAUAACAAUUUCGCUUGGGGAAUGGCGGAUUGUAGCACAUCAGAGAAAGAAGGAACUCCAAUCAAUCUAAUGGAAAGCCAAGCCGAAGAAAUGAAGUGUCCAGAAUAUCUCAAUAACCCAUUGUUAAUGGCGGCCGCUAUGCAAAAUCAAACUCCGCAAUCUGGGUUAUACAAUAUGGAGAUAAAAUCAGAAACACCUUGCUCAACAGAUAACAGUUUAUCGAACAGUACGUGGCCUCAUAAUCAACAGCAGCAGCAACAACAAGAAGGAGAUGGACAUAUUUAGCUUUGCAUUUUAUGGUGACAAACAUCUGCAACAUAUCCAAAUCUCUCUCUUUUGUAACAUCUUUAUCAACCUUUUUCUUUCGCCUUCCCCUUUAAAUUUAGGUGACUUUCAGUAAAUUGAAUCCAUUAAUUAGUUAGUACCUUCAAUUUACAUU